Pollicipes pollicipes is the source of this 4968-nucleotide messenger RNA. RefSeq lists its product as uncharacterized. The transcript is spliced from 11 exons. The coding region runs from base 382 to 3657 and encodes 1091 amino acids. NCBI's taxonomy places the organism in Eukaryota, Metazoa, Arthropoda, Thecostraca, Pollicipedomorpha, Pollicipedidae. The record is from RefSeq and is a predicted model, not a curated record. Gene Ontology annotation, molecular function: nucleic acid binding.
UACUUGUAGCUGUUACUACAAAUCUCUUAAGCUCUAAGAUAUGCUUUGUUGUAUUAUAAGAUUAUUUAUUACUCUUGCUACUGUUAAUGCAAGCAGUACAUUAUAUGUGACUGGCUCUGGACUUUUGGUCAGUAUAUCACAUGAUCAAAAUGUAAUUAGCCAGAAAGUGUAAACAUUGAAUGGCAAAUAGCGACUAAAAGCCCAUGUCUUGCAAUAACAAACCAUCUUGUGUCAUCCGCACUCUGUGUUCCUGACAACCCAAGUCAAUCCCCACACGCACCACUCCACCUGCCUGAGAUGGCCGCCUCACCAGUGGCCGGUGCUGGCAGGCACAGGACGCCCGCUGACCGACCGGCCGGCCCCUGAGCGCCGUCGGCCGCCAUGGACCCGCUGGCCGGCGGCGGCAUGGAGCUGGCCGAGCCGCCGUCCGUGGUCGGCCUGCACGUGGACGCCGACGAGCUGACCAUGGACGAGGAGCGCGGCGUUGAGCUGGUGGACGCCGGCCCCCAGCAGGACUGGUGCCACGUCUCGCAGGCGCCCAUGCAGGUGGUGCGGAUCCUGAGCGCGGACGGUGAGGAGCUGCAGAUGCUCUCCACCGACUACCACAACAUGGACGGUCACCCCGUCACCAUCCUGCCGGACGACUCCGGCCAGUACGGCUCGCUGGGCGUGGAGCUGCAGGGCUCGUCUGCGCAGGACCACCGGCCGGGCAUGGUGGAGCCAUCACUCACCAUACAGCUAGACAUUCCGUUCAUGACGGCCGAGAACCAGCACGACCCGGAGGUGCAGUUCUUCGCCGACAUCUACCGCUACCUGGUGGCCGGCGUGGCCGCCAACUCCUCUGAGGCCAACCUCAAGAGUCUCAAGAAGAAGCUCAAGGAGUACGCGGUGCUGGAUGGACAGCUGUACUAUGGCAGCCGCAACCCGCGCCUCAUCGUACUGGACAAGCUGCGGCAGAGGGAGAUCCUCCAAGAGCUGCAUGUGGACCCGGCCACCGGCAUCCACCUGGGCGUGAAGCGCAUGUACGCGGCCAUCAAGUACUACUGGCGCGGCGUGUACAACGACCUGACGCAGCACGUGCGCGUGUGCGGCGCGUGCUUCGAGGCCGAGAAGCUGGCGCGGCCGCCGGGCCUGGAGAUCACCUCGCUGCCGGACCAGCAGGCGGCGGCGCAGCGGCAGGAGCGCGUGGGCGCGCCGCCGCCAGAGGCGCGCACCAAGGCGCAGGUCAUGACGGACCGCGCCACGCGGGUCUGGAAGAAGGUGGAGGCGCGCGUGUACGGGCCGUACCACCGCUCCGAGUCCGGCAGCGAGUACCUGCUGGGCCUGGUGGACCCCGUCUCGCGGUGGAUCGAGGCGCUGCCCGUACCCGCCAGCGACAACUGCGUCCGGCUCGCCGACUUCAUCUUCCGCACCUUCUGCACGCUCGGCUUCGCGCAGUGCGCGCUGGUCGGUGUUACCGAGCGCGAGUUUGAGGCCAUGCAGGACAGGUACAAGGGCCGCUUUGAGCGUAUGCAGGAGAUCUUCCAGAAGUUGGAGCAGCCCAACACGGAGCACAGCUUCGUCUUCACCCUGCAGGAGUCGUCGCCAGAGUGCUCGUGGGCAACGGAAAUGAUCGACGAAUUCGUGGAGCAGCACGGCGACCAGUGGGACCAGGAGCUCGAGUCCUUCCUCUUCGGCUACCACGCCACACCACGCGCCGACUACGGCUUCUCGCCGUUCUACAUCAUGUACGGCCGCAACUCCAACGGUGCGGUGUCGGAGGAGGACAAGGAGAACUGCACGAUCCUGGAGGAGGAGAAGGCCCUGGACGCUCCAGUCCGCCCCCGCCGCCGGCUCCAGAGCAGCACACUACAGUGCCGCCACUGCAGCGAGAUCUUCACCUCCAAGAUCUCGUUCCGGAUCCACCAGCGCAAGCACACGGAGGAGGCCAAGAAGCUGGGCGUGCUAGACGGCGAGGAGCCGCUGCGGCCAGUCGCCAUCGAGAAGAAGCUGCUGAAGAGGGCGGUGAAGCGCAAGCAGCGGCGGCCGGCGCGGCCUGGCGCGCGCGUCAGCCACCACCAGCCGCGGCCGGGGUGGACCGAGGAGCCGCCGCUGGCCGCCGGUGACGCCGCCCAGCGUCAGCAGCUCACCAGCAGCACCGUGCACGCGGUACGUCAGCUCAUCGAGGCCACCCGCGACGAGCGCUCGCGCCGCGGCAAGUAUAUCAAGUACAGCGAGGAGCUGCGCGACGAGAUCGCCGAGUACGCGCUGCGCCACGGCCAGCAGGAGGCGGCGCGCUAUUACUCGCAGUGUCUGGGCGGCCAGGUGAGCCUCAGCUCCAUCCGCAACUUCAUCAAGGCGUACCGCGUGUUCUCGCCCGAGGUCAAGGACGAGAUCGGUCGGUACGCGCUCGAGUACGGCGCUGAGGAGGCGACGGCGCACUUCAGCGCCAAGCUCAACCGCGACCUCAAGGUGGGCGUGGUGAAGAAGUACAUGAAGACGUGCCGCGGCAAGCUGCAGGAGUGCGAGGAGGAGAGCGACGGUCGCAAGCCCAAACACACGUUCACAGCGCAGCUGAAGGAGGAGAUUGGCCGCUACUCGCUGCAGUACGGCAUCGCCGACACCAUCCACCUGUACUCGGAGAAGCUGCAGUUCCCCAUGAAGGAGAGCACGGUGCGCAAGUUCCGCAAAAUGGUGCUGGAGAGCGAGUCGAAGGAGGAGGCGGUGACAUUGGCCGUCCCGUCGACAGCGCAGCCGGCUUACGCCGAGGCGCCGGUCGAGAUGCAGCUGGCGCAGCAGGUGAACGUCAUCAGCCAGCCGGUGAGCGUGGCGCCCAGCUACGUGUACAACACGUACACGAUCCCGGCCAGCCAGGCCGGCCAGACGUUCGCCUACCCGCAGGCGGGCAGCAUCCUGGUGAACCCGUACUCGCAGCCGCCGCCGAGCUACCAGCCUUUCUCGUGCGCGCCGGCGCCGGCGCCGCAGACGUCCGCCUACAUCAGCAACCCGAUGAUCCCAGUGAUCCAGCAGGCGCCGUCGGCGGCCGUGCAGCAGCAGCAGUACGUGCCGCAGCUGAUGGAGCACCUGGACAUGCGGCCGGAGGCGGCGUACGCGCGUCAGGACCCGCUCGAGCUGGCCACCUCCGAGGCGAACAUCCCGGGGGCUUACGGCGUGCCGGCGGCGUCGGCGCACGCGGCCGUGCCCAUGGUUGGCGCGCACGGCGUCGACCGCAAGCGCGGCAACUACGCCUCGUACAGCCCCGAGAUCCGCGCCGAGAUCGGCCGCUACGCGUACGAGCACGGCAACCACGCGGCCACGCAGCACUUCCGCGGCAAGCUCGGCUGCGACCUGCCGGAGAGCACGGUGCGCGGGCUGAAGGAGAAGUAUAUCGUCAAGCUGCGCCGCAACGACGCUGACGAGGUGACGGCGCUGGGGUUCGCGCAGCGUGGCCGCCCCAUCCGGCUUGGCAAGUACGACCGGCUGGUGCAGGACUGCAUCCGGGAGCUGGUGGCGCAGGGCGAGAAGGUCUCCAGCUUCCUCUGCAUCGCCACGGCCAAACAGGUGCUGAUGCAGCACGAGCCGGACCUGCUGGACGAACGCGGCGGCCCGAUCAAGCUGAACCCCACCUGGGCUAAGUCGUUCCUCAACCGGCUGGGUCUCAACCAGCACAACUCGUGAAGCCCGGAGGCGCUGGGACGGCUGCGGUCAGGCUGGGCGAGAGGCGAGGAGGGUGUGGAUAAGGACAGUGUAGGGCAGGGAUGGGAGUGGGCUGUACCCAGCGGUACGUCUGUACCAAGUGGUACGACUGGGCUGUACCUAGCGGUACGUCGUCGUGCGGGUCGGUUGUCUGCUUCCCUCCUCGCGACCCUUAUGUUCUGUGGCAUCACUGACUCCCUGUUCUAGGUUGACCUUUAAUGUGCCGCGCUUGUGUCUGGUGACCUUGGUACGGGCUCGGUGUCAGCGAGCCGGUGUUGUGGGACAGUUUCAGCUCGUUUACCAGUUCGUAUAUUGCGGUACCAUCUCCUAGCUCACAGUACAAAGGCUUGUUUGUCUACGUUUUGUCUUUUGGCCUUGUGAUGUGCCCGACCUACCCUGUGUCUGGCUUCAAGCCGUGCUAAUCUGACUGGUUCUGUUCGUGCUUCGUCUCAAAGCCAGCUGAUCUGCCCGGCCUUAUCUGCGUUUCGUCUCGAGGAUUGAUCUGCCUGGUCUUGUGUACUUUUCGUCCCGAGGCUCGGUGGUUUGCCUGGUCGGCAAGCUGAGACACGGCGCCCCUGUGUCCUCCCACCGACUGUAGCGAAGCCGUGCCACCGGCUUCCCGCCAUACUCGCCACUGGUUGUGAACUCGCGCGUCUGCAGUGCGCGCCGCCGCCGCUCGACCCGGUGGCGCUGGCGUCGGCUGCAUAUCAGAGAUUCGAGCUUGAGACGCCGGUUCGUCCGUGGGCGGAUCUCUCGGAAGUGAUUGGGCUGUAAGGUGUAUUUUCGUAUGAAUAUAUUUGCAUGACACAGCGCUGUGGUUUGUCAGGAGACAGCAUGUCUAACGUGGGGUGCCUGUGGCAUAGGUGAACAACCAUUAAGGUGCAGCAGAACACAAGCGCACAUUUUACGCAGGGGGUCCUCAGUGGCAUUGUGUGGUCUCAGCUCGAGGGGUCUGGAAACACAUCAAGACAAACAGAGCAUCGCUCUCAUGGCACCUACACGUCAUCAAUGUCUCACGACGACUCGGAAGCACUGCCGUGAUGCUUGCUGGGAGGCACUGAUACACCAGCCAAUGUAAGGUUAUUGGAAAGUAGGCCGUAACUGUAGUGCGAUGCUGAGCAUGCGUCUCCAUCCUCCGAACCUGAUUCAGGAUGAGGAUGGCGCAUACAAAUUGACACAAAUUACAGAAGAUGGUUGACAUGAGAAUUAAACGGACAAGAGAAGAGGGCAUGCACUUUCACGAUCGAUUUUACUCACGCAUAAGAAAAAAAACAUUUUGCCACGCACGCAGUU